GGGAAGAGAGAGAAAGAGAGAAGGAAACGGGUACUUUUAGUAAUAAUCCACGGACGCUUUCACCCUUUAUUCAAUGCUUUACCAAACUCCCUAUCCUCUCCUCUUUCAAUUUCAUCCCUUGCCUUCUUCUACCCUUCCUCUUGCAACCACAUCACCCAUCUCUUCUGUUCCUCUGUUUUCUUAUCUUCCUCAGGCUGAAACAGAAAUGGAGUGUGUGGAGGCAGCAGCGUUGAAGACCAGUUUUAGGAAAGACUUAACCGCCGUGAAAUUCAGCCCCCAAACCUUCAUGGAAGAGCUGUCAGCGCUUAAUGUGCCUAAUGCCGCCUCCUGCGACGACUUUUCCGUUGACGACCUGCUUGAUUUCUCGCACGUGGUGGAAGAUGAGGAGAAAGAAGAACAACAACAGCACAAGGAGGAAGAAGACACUGCUUGUGUCUCUAUUCAACAAGCGAACCAAAGCCAUCAAAUUUGUAACCACGGCACCAGUUACUCUGUCAAAGAUGAUUAUAACUCUCUGCCCACUAGCGAGCUCAGCGUUCCGGCGGAAGAUGCGGCGGACUUAGAGUGGCUGUCUCAUUUCGUGGAGGAUUCCUUUUCGGAAUUCUCUGCUGUCUUCACCACCGUAACAUUAACGGAGAAACCGAAGUGCCUUGUGGCGAAAGAGCCUGAACCGGGAAGCAAUGUUCCUAACCAGCCAUGUUUCAAAACUCCGGUUCAGACCAAAGCUAGAAGCAAGCGAACCAGAACCGGUGUUCGGGUUUGGCCACUCGGGUCACCUCUUUUCACCGAGUCCUCCUCGAGCUCCACUACAACAUCUUCUUCUUCCUCCUCUUCGUCCCCCUCGAGCCCUUUACUAAUUUACACCAACUUAGCCCAAAGCCUCGAGCAGGUUUGCUCCGAGGUAAGGCCGUCGGCGAAGAAACCGAAGAAAAGGGCCUCUUCAGACGGUGCGGCCGCCCAGACGCCACGACGGUGCAGCCAUUGCGGCGUACAGAAGACCCCUCAGUGGAGAACUGGACCGCUCGGAGCGAAAACGCUUUGCAACGCAUGUGGGGUCCGAUAUAAGUCGGGUCGGCUCUUACCCGAAUACAGGCCAGCUUGUAGCCCCACGUUCUCCAGCGAAUUGCACUCGAACCACCACCGUAAAGUGUUGGAGAUGCGGCGGAAGAGGGAGAUAGUGGGUGGAGUUGAAACCGAUGUGGCCCCUGCUGCGAUUGUUCCCAGUUUUUGAUUAUUAUUAAUUAUUAAUUUGUUAAAAAAAAAAAAAACGAGAGAAAGAGAAGAGAGGAAAAAAAGGAAGAAAAAAAAAAAAGAACUAGGUAGACAAGGUAGCGCAGAUUUUAGACCCGGUUCGAUGGACCCGAUUUAGUGUACAUUUUUUUUUUUCCUUGUGUUGAGUGCGGUAGGCGUUAGGCUUUGUAACUGAUU
Gastrolobium bilobum is the source of this 1428-nucleotide messenger RNA. Its product is annotated as GATA transcription factor 5-like. The transcript has 3 exons. Gene Ontology annotation, molecular function: zinc ion binding; sequence-specific DNA binding. Lineage: Eukaryota; Viridiplantae; Streptophyta; Magnoliopsida; Fabales; Fabaceae. Gene Ontology annotation, biological process: regulation of DNA-templated transcription. The record is from RefSeq and is a predicted model, not a curated record. Bases 74 to 1231 code for a protein of 385 amino acids.